AUGCGCCCCCGCACCCUCCUCCUAACCAUAGACGCAUUCAACACAAUCUUUCAUCCGCGCCACCCCAUUCCCGAACAAUACAUUUCCGCCUUUAACUCCUUCAAAGUUCAACAAUCUCCUGAGCUCACGCCAUCCAUCCUUCAACCAGCCUUCAAAUCCGCUUACAAAGCGCAAUCCCGCCGCCGGCCCAACUAUGGCCGCGCGGAUGCCAUCCGCGGCCAAUACGGCGGACCAAGGCAGUGGUGGGAGGAGCUUAUACGCACGACGUUCCGACAGGUCUUGGCAAAUAAAUCUACCAAAUUACCAGAUGAGCUAAUCCAGGGCUUACUGGAUCGCUUCGCGAGUUCCCAAGGCUACGCGCUCUACAACGACGCGGGCGAGUUAUUUCAACGCCUCAGGCAAAUCAAAACCACCGGUCAGAAACUGGGCGUUUUUGAGAGGAUAGUUGUGGGAGUCCUCUCCAACUCAGAUGACAGGGUGCCUGCUGUGCUCCAGUCAUUGGGGCUGAGUGUAGGGAAGGGAAGAGCGGAUCAGGAAAUCGAGAGUUUGAAAUUACCGGGAUUCGAGGAUCCUUCGAGUAUUUCCACUGAAGAGUAUGGAGAAAGGGUUGAUGAUAUUGAUCUCGUGAUCACGAGUUAUCAGGCUGGAGAGGAGAAGCCUAGUCCGGUGAUCUUUGACGUGGCUGAGCGGCAGGCGAAGAGGCUGGUAGGGGCUGGUGAGGAAGAUGGUGAUUGGGUGCGUGUUCAUGUGGGCGAUGACUAUGACAAGGAUUAUCGUGCUGCUGUUGAUGCGGGGUGGAAGGGAGUUUAUGUUCCCCGAGAUGAAGGUGGGGGGAAGGAGGGGGUGGUGAUUCGGUCGUUGGUGGAUUUGAUUCCGAUCUUGGAGGGGAUGAAAUAG
Messenger RNA from Aspergillus luchuensis, 897 nucleotides. RefSeq lists its product as uncharacterized. NCBI's taxonomy places the organism in Eukaryota, Fungi, Ascomycota, Eurotiomycetes, Eurotiales, Aspergillaceae. The record is from RefSeq and is a predicted model, not a curated record. The transcript has a single exon. Bases 1 to 897 code for a protein of 298 amino acids.